UUAUAAAGACAUCGUACUGAUCGCAAACAGCUCUCACUGAUCGACUGACGCUUAACAAGAUGUGGUUUGUGGUUUGUUCGCUAGGGCUGAUUGUGUUGUUUGAACAGGGUAGUGCACUUGUUCCGACUGGAGAUUUGAAGUCUCUCGACGAAAAGAAUGUAAUACUGCCAAACCGAAGAGAAUCUUUAACAGAUUGUCACUUCAGAUACUACACAUAUGGUAAAACAUCGAUGAUAAAACCCGCCUUCGGUCAAACGACUUACCUGCGGGAGUUUGCGCACAUGGCAGCUAUAGGGUGGACGCAGCCCGAUAGCACGAUUACUUGGAACUGCGGCGGUUCGUUGAUAUGGGAGAACUACAUUCUAACUGCGGCACACUGUGUCGAAGACGCUCAACAAAAUGCACCAGAUGUGGCACGCUUUGGGGAUUUGGAUCUUUUCAACGCUACCGAUGAUCAGUACGCGCAGCAGCUGAAGAUCGUAGAGAUCAUUCGACAUCCCGAGCACCGGCAUCGGGACCGCUAUCACGAUAUUGCUCUCAUGCGGCUGGAGCGUGAGGUGAUGCUACAUGAUACAGUGGUGCCGGCCUGUCUGUGGACUGAUGAUGAGAUACGCUUCAAGCGGUUCGAAGCUACCGGUUGGGGAGAUACAGGCUUUGCUGCUGAAAAAACUCCAAUCCUACUGAAAGUUGCGCUCAGUCCGGUCGCCAACGAGCAGUGCAAUGAGCACUAUUUGAACCUUCGAGGUUUGCGGAACGGUUUACAUACUAAUCAGCUGUGCGCUGGCGAUGCUCGUAUGGACACAUGUCCGGGUGAUUCUGGAGGACCGCUGCAGGUAAAGCUACUACACAACACGCGUGAAACACCCUUUCUGGUUGGAGUGACUUCAUUUGGAUUGGCGUGCGGUUUGUCCGUUCCCGGAGUGUACACUAGGGUUGCGCCCUACGUACCAUGGAUAAGGUCCGUGCUGAAAGAUCGUGGAGAAAAUGCGACCGAAUGGAAAUUCCAACCUCAGGCGUGCGCCUUACGCUACGCCCAGUAUCGUGAGUUUGAGCCGCGAGUUUUGCUGCAUAAAUCGCAAAAUUUGGAGCAAAUAGAUCUGUCUGAAGCGCAUCUAUUUUCAACGGCAUCCCGACAGCUGGCUGCAAUCCACUGGAACGGAACGGACGAUUCAGAGCAGAAUGACUGCUUCGGGGUGAUCGUCGAUGACAGUACGAUCGUGACACUUGCCCGCUGUACAAGGAAGAAUGGCUUGCCUCCCGCCUAUGUCAGCUAUCUGGAAAAUGAAAGGAACGCUGUCAUUCGCUCUUACAUACAUCCAAAUUGGAAAGAGGGAUCGCUUUAUGGAGACGUAGGACUUCUUCAACUGAAAGAGCCGUUGAAGAUUUCUUUACAAUUUCAACCAGCUUGCAUCUGGGAUCGCGCAGACCUUCCUGAGUCGGAGUUUUUUGUUUCUGGCCGUGGGCUGUCCGAGCUUCAUGCUAUUCACGUCGAGGAAGAUGAUUUAGAAACAAGUGCUUCUUUGAAUCACAUAAUCAAUGUUCUUGGAGUAGUAGAGCUUCAUAACGGGACCAACUGCACGCAGCAUCGUAACGAGACGCCGGCCGAACAUCUCUGCUUCGGAGCCAAACCGUUCCUGGUGCCAAGUACCUGUCACCAAUCACUGGGUGGUCCGCUAGAGCGUGAAGUGGGGCGUUUUGGUCGUAGCCUACCCUACGUGUACGCGCUGAACCUUGCAGGCCGUGACUGUGGUUACGGUGAAUCGGCACUCGGCGUUCGGUUAGCUUCCCAUCUGGCGUGGUUCAAUUCGAUCCUGUUUCCGAAGAGGGUCGAAGAAGAUCCCGCUGAAGCGUUCAUUUUCCUGAACAAUGAUUUGGAAGAGGGUGACACGUGUGCGGUGGACGGCGUUGGGAUGGGUGUGUGUACAAGUGCAGUGAAUUGUCCGAGAAUGUUGUACCGCUUUCAGCAAAAUCAACCGGUGCAGUUCUGUGGCAGUGGAUCGGUGUUGUGCUGUCCGCGGGAGGACGUACGGAGUGCGCUGGAUGCAGAAUGGCGAGAAAUCGACAGCUGUGCCACGAGACGGAAUAGCGAGGAGGAUGAUUUCGAUCCAAGGCACCAUAUGGUAUCCUUAGAUUUGAGCCAAGGGAUAGAAACGCAGACUUGUAUCGCAACAAUGAUUAGCAACAGAACGUUUUUGACCGCUGCCAGCUGUCUGGACGGCAAAGGCACGCUCAAAUACGUAACAUUAGACAAUAGAGAGAUUCAAAUGGUUGUCUUGAUGGUGGUUGAGAAGGUAACAGUCCAUCCAGAGUACGACAGUACUACGAAACACAAUAACAUUGCACUGGUAACGGUAAUGCACCGCACCGACAUAGCGUUCGGUAAGAGUCCGAUCUGUUUGUGGAGCAACCAAACGCACACGCCGUUUUAUCUGGAGCAAGUUGGACUAACGGAAGAAUCAACGCUUGGUCCAGCCCUUGCAUUCACAAAGUUUAACAGUGAUUGUGACCGGACGUUUCGGAGAACGUUGAACGACCACGAAUUAUGCGUAGAUGUGGAACAACUGCCAUACAUGGACACGGUUGAGGUAGAUGAAGGCAUGCCGGCUUUCUGGAAAGGACGCGGUACCGGCAACUAUCUCGUUGGGAUAGCGAGCCACAGUGCACCGAACGAUAGUCGUGUGUUUCUGCACACGCGCAUUGCACCGUACGUAGGAUGGAUUAAAAGUGUUUUGUGAUACAACAUACUGAAUAAAAGCAAAACUGUAAAUUUGUUAGCAACGUUUUUGAAAUAAAACAUUAUCAACUAA
Molecule: messenger RNA, 2807 nt
Organism: Anopheles arabiensis
Lineage: Eukaryota; Metazoa; Arthropoda; Insecta; Diptera; Culicidae
Exons: 11
Coding region: 60-2735 (891 amino acids)
Biological process (GO): proteolysis
Molecular function (GO): serine-type endopeptidase activity
Source: RefSeq, a predicted model, not a curated record